AUGUCAAAGGCGCUGCCCGUCCACCAUAGCGGCACGCUCCCGCCCCAGCAACUGGCGGACCUGUUCAAAGACGCUUUCCGCGGGGAGCUGUACGGCGAACACCAGGAUGAGCUGGCCGAGACGGUCCAGCAGGUGAAGGGCGACCUGUACAACCGGGACUACAUCGCGGCGUUCGACUCGCAGGAGAAGCGCGCAGCAUACUGCUGCCGCUGGUCGCCGUCGCGCGCCGUGGCGUACUCUUCCCUCUUCGCACACCUGGCGCCCGUGCGCAACGUCUUGACCUGCGCUGGCGGCACCUCCCGCAACGUUCUCUGCGUCGGCGGCGGCGCGGGCGGGGAGCUCGUCGCCGCCGCCAACCUGUUUACCGCGACCCGCGACUUCGAUGCCCGGCACCGUCCGGACGCCCCUGCAGACGCAAACGCCGCCCGCCUCGCCAUCCGCAUCGUUGACAUCGCGGACUGGUCCGCCGUCGUUGACCGCGUGGCCGCCGCCGUCCGCUCCUCGUGGCUCUUCCACUUGGCCCCCGCGCUGGACGUCGCCUUCGCACACACCGAUAUCCUGCAGCCUGCCGCAUCUCUCGGCCUGCCGUCACUCGACCUCCUCACGCUGCUCUUUACCACCAACGAGCUCUUCCUGGAGAACAGGGCAGCCACUGUUCGUCUCUUCCAGCGCCUCAACGCAGAGUGCCGCUCUGGCUGUCUGCUGCUUAUCGUCGAGAGCGCUGGCAGCUACUCCCACAUCACCGUGGGCUCUAAGAAGUUCCCAGUGCAGUUUCUCAUCGACACGCUGCUGCUCGGGCCGCGCGGCCGUGAAGCUGGCGGCCCCUGGACCCUCCUGUCCGAGAGCGAUGCCCUCUGGUAUCGCGGUGAUCCGGCUGUGGACUACCCAGUCAAGCUAGAGAACAUGCGCUUUUUCUACAGACUCUAUGUAAAGAAGUAG
This is a messenger RNA of Eremothecium gossypii ATCC 10895, 939 nucleotides long. It is a transcript of the gene BMT6, whose product is annotated as 25S rRNA (uracil2843-N3)-methyltransferase. Lineage: Eukaryota; Fungi; Ascomycota; Saccharomycetes; Saccharomycetales; Saccharomycetaceae. The record is from RefSeq and is marked provisional. The transcript has a single exon. Bases 1 to 939 code for a protein of 312 amino acids.